AUUCUCAGUCUUCUGGCUGAGGGUGGUUCUGCACUCUGCCAGUGAGAACGGAAGUGCCAGGGAUACAGGUGUUACAAAGCCACCACGCGUUCUUGUACCGGAAGCUGCUACUCUCGCCGCGGAAGAGGCGCGACGAGGUCUUCAGUUCGCUAUGUCUACGAACAAUAUGUCCGACCCAAGGAGGCCCAACAAAGUGCUGAGAUAUAAGCCCCCGCCGAGCGAGUGUAACCCGGCCUUGGACGACCCGACGCCGGACUACAUGAACCUGCUAGGCAUGAUCUUCAGCAUGUGCGGCCUCAUGCUUAAGCUCAAGUGGUGUGCUUGGGUCGCUGUGUACUGCUCCUUCAUCAGCUUUGCCAACUCCCGGAGCUCGGAGGACACUAAGCAGAUGAUGAGUAGCUUCAUGUUGUCGAUCUCUGCUGUGGUGAUGUCCUACCUGCAGAAUCCUCAGCCCAUGACUCCCCCCUGGUGAUACCACCCAGACGGUUUGGAUCCUGGACUCCUAUCCACCUUUUCUCUGGCCUAGCCUUUGACCGCCUCCAUCUUGGGCCCUUGGCUGCUGUGCUAGACUCACUCCCAUGAGUUCAGUGGUCUCUAGGCUGUCAGCUGAAUGGAGGGAAGUUGGCUUUUUCCUUGGGGUCCUGCUUCUGCUGCGGCAUAGAGGGGAACACCAUAGAUCUCCCGAUCAUCCUCCCCUCCCCUGCUGCUGUUGGGGGGAGACACUGUUGAUGUUUCUAAAUUUAUUCACUUGUUUUCUUGUUGAAACCAGUUGAUAAAGUUUUCCACUCCA
Nannospalax galili (Upper Galilee mountains blind mole rat) is the source of this 790-nucleotide messenger RNA. It is a transcript of the gene Wdr83os, whose product is annotated as WD repeat domain 83 opposite strand. Gene Ontology annotation, cellular component: endoplasmic reticulum membrane. The coding region runs from base 152 to 472 and encodes 106 amino acids. Gene Ontology annotation, biological process: protein insertion into ER membrane. The record is from RefSeq and is a predicted model, not a curated record. NCBI's taxonomy places the organism in Eukaryota, Metazoa, Chordata, Mammalia, Rodentia, Spalacidae. Gene Ontology annotation, molecular function: protein folding chaperone. The transcript has 4 exons.